This is a messenger RNA of Pipistrellus nathusii (Nathusius's pipistrelle), 3201 nucleotides long. NCBI's taxonomy places the organism in Eukaryota, Metazoa, Chordata, Mammalia, Chiroptera, Vespertilionidae. The record is from the annotation of a GenBank genome assembly.
AUGCCGGUGUUCCACACGCGCACGAUUGAGAGCAUCCUGGAGCCCGUGGCGCAGCAGAUCUCGCACCUGGUGAUCAUGCACGAGGAGGGCGAGGUGGACGGCAAAGCCAUCCCCGACCUCACCGCGCCCGUGGCCGCCGUGCAGGCGGCCGUCAGCAACCUCGUCCGGGUUGGGAAAGAGACUGUUCAAACCACGGAGGAUCAGAUUUUGAAGAGAGAUAUGCCACCAGCAUUUAUUAAAGUUGAAAAUGCUUGCACCAAGCUUGUCCAGGCAUCCCAGAUGCUUCAGGCAGACCCUUACUCAGUGCCUGCUCGGGAUUAUCUAAUUGAUGGGUCGAGGGGCAUCCUCUCCGGCACAUCGGACCUGCUCCUCACCUUCGAUGAGGCUGAGGUUCGCAAAAUUAUUAGAGUUUGCAAAGGAAUUUUGGAAUAUCUUACAGUGGCAGAGGUGGUAGAAACUAUGGAAGAUUUGGUCACUUACACAAAGAACCUUGGACCAGGAAUGACUAAAAUGGCCAAGAUGAUUGACGAGAGGCAGCAGGAGCUGACGCACCAGGAGCACCGAGUGAUGCUGGUGAACUCAAUGAACACCGUCAAAGAGUUGCUGCCAGUUCUCAUUUCAGCUAUGAAGAUUUUUGUAACAACUAAAAACUCAAAAAGCCAAGGAAUAGAAGAAGCUUUGAAAAAUCGCAUCUAUACUGUAGAAAAGAUGAGUGCUGAAAUUAAUGAGAUCAUUCGUGUAUUACAACUCACUUCUUGGGAUGAAGAUGCCUGGGCCAGCAAGGACACUGAAGCCAUGAAGAGAGCAUUGGCCUCCAUAGAUUCCAAACUGAACCAGGCCAAAGGUUGGCUCCGCGAUCCCAGUGCCUCCCCAGGGGAUGCUGGUGAGCAGGCCAUCAGGCAGAUCUUAGACGAAGCUGGGAAAGUCGGUGAACUCUGUGCAGGCAAAGAACGCAGAGAGAUCCUGGGAACCUGCAAAAUGCUAGGGCAGAUGACUGACCAAGUGGCUGACCUCCGAGCCAGAGGACAAGGAGCCUUGCCCGUGGCCAUGCAGAAAGCCCAGCAGGUGUCGCAGGGUCUGGACGUGCUCACAGCCAAAGUAGAGAACGCAGCCCGCAAACUGGAGGCCAUGACAAACUCAAAGCAGAGCAUUGCCAAGAAGAUCGAUGCUGCCCAGAACUGGCUGGCAGAUCCAAAUGGUGGACCAGAAGGAGAAGAACAGAUUCGAGGGGCUUUGGCUGAAGCUCGAAAAAUAGCAGAAUUAUGUGACGAUCCUAAAGAGAGAGAUGACAUUCUACGUUCUCUUGGAGAAAUAGCUGCUCUGACUUCUAAAUUAGCAGACUUACGAAGACAGGGGAAAGGAGAUUCCCCAGAGGCCCGAGCACUGGCCAAGCAGGUGGCCACUGCCCUGCAGAACUUGCAGUCCAAAACCAAUAGGACUGUGGCCAAUAGCAGACCUGCCAAAGCAGCGGUCCACCUUGAGGGCAAGAUUGAGCAAGCACAGCGGUGGAUUGAUAAUCCCACAGUGGACGACCGGGGAGUCGGUCAGGCUGCCAUCCGAGGGCUCGUGGCCGAAGGCCAUCGUCUGGCUAAUGUCAUGAUGGGGCCGUAUCGUCAAGAUCUUCUUGCAAAGUGUGACAGAGUGGACCAGCUGACCGCCCAGCUGGCUGACCUGGCUGCCAGAGGGGAAGGGGAGAGCCCCCAGGCAAGAGCGCUGGCAUCGCAGCUCCAAGACUCCUUAAAGGAUCUGAAAGCCCAGAUGCAAGAGGCCAUGACUCAGGAGGUAUCAGAUGUUUUCAGCGAUACCACAACUCCCAUCAAGCUGCUGGCUGUGGCGGCCACUGCACCUCCUGAUGCACCCAACAGGGAAGAGGUGUUUGACGAGAGAGCAGCUAACUUUGAGAACCAUUCAGGAAGGCUUGGUGCCACGGCCGAGAAGGCAGCUGCUGUUGGAACUGCUAAUAAGUCAGCAGUGGAAGGCAUUCAGGCUUCAGUGAAGACAGCCCGGGAACUCACGCCCCAGGUCGUCUCUGCCGCUCGCAUCCUGCUCAGGAACCCCGGAAACCAAGCCGCCUACGAACAUUUUGAGACCAUGAAGAACCAGUGGAUCGAUAAUGUUGAAAAGAUGACAGGGCUGGUGGACGAAGCAAUCGAUACCAAAUCCCUGUUGGAUGCUUCCGAAGAAGCCAUUAAAAAAGACCUGGACAAGUGCAAAGUGGCCAUGGCCAACAUUCAGCCUCAGAUGCUGGUCGCUGGGGCAACCAGCAUUGCUCGCCGGGCCAACAGGAUCCUGCUGGUGGCGAAGAGGGAAGUGGAGAACUCUGAGGACCCCAAGUUCCGGGAGGCCGUGAAAGCCGCCUCCGACGAACUGAGCAAAACCAUCUCCCCGAUGGUGAUGGACGCGAAAGCUGUGGCUGGAAACAUCUCUGACCCCGGCCUGCAAAAGAGCUUCCUGGACUCGGGAUACCGGAUCCUGGGAGCGGUGGCCAAGGUCAGAGAAGCCUUCCAACCCCAGGAGCCUGACUUCCCACCUCCUCCGCCAGACCUUGAGCAGCUCCGCCUGACAGAUGAGUUUGCUCCUCCCAAACCGCCCCUGCCUGAGGGGGAGGUCCCGCCGCCCAGGCCCCCACCGCCAGAGGAGAAGGAUGAAGAGUUCCCCGAGCAGAAAGCCGGGGAGGUGAUUAACCAGCCGAUGAUGAUGGCGGCCCGGCAGCUCCACGAUGAAGCUCGCAAGUGGUCCAGCAAGGGCAAUGACAUCAUUGCAGCAGCCAAGCGCAUGGCUCUGCUGAUGGCUGAGAUGUCUCGGCUGGUGAGAGGAGGCAGUGGUACCAAGCGGGCAUUGAUCCAGUGUGCCAAGGACAUCGCCAAGGCCUCAGAUGAGGUGACUCGGUUGGCCAAGGAGGUUGCCAAGCAAUGCACAGAUAAGCGGAUUAGAACCAACCUCUUACAGGUGUGUGAGCGAAUCCCAACCAUAAGCACCCAGCUGAAAAUCCUGUCCACAGUGAAGGCCACCAUGCUGGGCCGGACCAACAUCAGUGACGAGGAGUCUGAGCAGGCGACGGAGAUGCUGGUCCACAACGCCCAGAACCUCAUGCAGUCCGUGAAGGAGACUGUGCGAGAGGCCGAAGCAGCUUCAAUCAAAAUUCGAACGGAUGCUGGAUUUACACUGCGCUGGGUUAGGAAGACUCCCUGGUACCAGUAG